Molecule: messenger RNA, 351 nt
Organism: Paraglomus occultum
Lineage: Eukaryota; Fungi; Glomeromycota; Glomeromycetes; Paraglomerales; Paraglomeraceae
Source: the annotation of a GenBank genome assembly
AUGUGGUCUUCAAGAGAUAGGGUGAAUGAAGAAAAAAUGAAUAUAAUUGGUCAAUUGAUGGUGGGCGAUGGUGGGCGAGAAGAGAAGGUCAAUAUAGAGUUGGCAAGGAGCCAUAACGCAACCGCUUUAAUGGCUCAUGUCUUUGACAAGCUGAACAUCUCAAAACGUUUGACAACCGAACGGCGCUCUAUCCGACUUCACCGACAUUCAAAGCUUUAUCGUCCACGCGUCUCAGUAAUCUCCAGACUAUCGAAGGCCUCAGACGACUUUGAAGAGACUAUUUUUGUCGUGAAACCAGUGACUGCUCCUGCUGCAGUUCUGAAGUUAUUCCAGAAAGUGGGAGAUGCGUAG